AUGCAGCGGCGGCGACCAGGAGCAGCGCACCGGCGCCCCUUCCUCACGGCGGCGGCGGCGGCCGUCCUGAUCCAACUCCUUCUCCUCAGCGCCGUCGUGGCGGCCGACGACGCGGCGGCGGGCACGCCGGCGAUCCUGGACACGGUGUGCGCGGCGACGCAGGCGGCGGACCCGGAGGGCUUCGACGUGAGCUUCGUGACCACGCUGGAGAUGAUCUACCAGAACGUGACGCGGUCCGGGUUCGGCGCGGCGGGCUCCGGCGCAGGCAACAACACGGUGUUCGGGCUCGGGCAGUGCAUGAGCUACCUGUCCCCGACCGACUGCCAGCUCUGCUACGCGCAGAGCCGGGUGAAGCUGCCGCACUGCCUCCCCGCCGACGGCGGGCGGAUCUAUCUCGACGGAUGCUUCCUCCGCUACGGCGCCGACAACUUCACCGCCACCGCCACCGACGCCAGCGACACCGCGGUGUGCUCCAACGCCACCGCCACUGUCGCGACGGACGGGACCGGUUCAGACAGAGAUUCAGAUUUCAGAGGUGCUGCCGCUGCCUGGAAUGCUGAGCUUUCUGGCUGUGCGAUCUCCUUACGAGUAGGUCGUUGUCGAAUUGUUUAUGCAAGUUUGUCAAGAUUUGCUGUUAAGGAGGAGUGA
This is a messenger RNA of Miscanthus lutarioriparius, 648 nucleotides long. Lineage: Eukaryota; Viridiplantae; Streptophyta; Magnoliopsida; Poales; Poaceae. The record is from the annotation of a GenBank genome assembly.